UUCCGGAUGCGUCGGGGGUUGUCAUGUAAAAAGUUGGCUUAAAAAAUACGCUUGCUAAUAUUUUACUGUAGGGAGGAGGAAGACAGAUCAAGGGGGACCAUGAAGGAGGGCAAAGAUCUAAAUUAUACCGUGUGGUCGAAAUAAUAAAUCACCCUAUAGUGAAAACGGACAUAUAUAUUCGAAAUCAGAAUGUCAACAAUGAGGCCCCUCCUCGGCAUGAAGAGAGUAACGGAGGACGUAACCUGUUCGGAACCCCCUGGAAACAGGCUGUCACCAGCAGCAAGCAAGCAACAACAACAGAACCUGACCGUGGACGAAUUUGCUGUCCUUGAGGACAAGCAAGAAGAACUUAAAUGCGCUAAGCCCAGAGUAGAACAGGUUUUCCAGGUAGCUUUCACAAUUAUCGGCCUUUUGGACCACACUGGAGCCCACAGUAGUACAGCAUCGAGACAGAUAUGGCUUCAGCUGAAAGGAAAGAGAGACGACGUAUCAAAAGCAAAGGAGUACCUGAAGGGCCUGUGUGACCCUGAGCUGCAGCAGGUGGAGCGCUACCCCGUGGACAUGCACUGCAUCUUCGCCGGCGCCAGGGGUCUCUUCCUGGACCGUCUGCUGCGAGACACCAGCGCAGAGGUUCUGGUGCUGGAGCCGGGCCGACUACGCCUGCUGGGCUGCGUUGAGUCCGUCGUCAUGGCACAGAGUCGCGUGCAGCAGUUUGUCGCUCUCUUUCAAGAGAAGCGCAGCCUGCCGGGAGACAGAGAGCCGUCGGUCAAGCGCACCUUCAAGACGUUCGUGGAGGAGCGCCAUGAUAAGUACACCAUGGAGCUGCUCCUGCUGCCUAGCGCCCUGAAGGAGGAGCUGCUUGGUCUGGCCCAGAGCCCCACCCAGACUGGGGGAGUCCUGCAUUUAGAUCAGGACCGCUCCCAGAGCAGCACCCCGGUCACUGACCUCUCCAACCGCAUCCUGGACACUAGCUUUGAGGAGAAGACGUCUGGGGCUGCAGGCGAGGCCGGGCUGCUGAAUGGGGCCCGGCCUUCCCAUAAGAGGCGCUCGUCGGAGAGCGAGCUGAGGGACACCAAGAGGCAGUACUCCCUGGAGAGGAGGGAAGAGUCGAAGGAGAGAGAGCGCCACAGCGGGGCGUGCGACAGCCGAGCCAAGACCCCCUCCAAGGCCAACACGGGGCUGAUGGGGCUGGAAUCCAGCGACGGUGUGGACGACGGCGAGGCGGUGAGCCCCGAGACCAACCUGCGCUGCCUGGUCAACUUCUUCAGGACCAUGGGCUACCAGCAGGAGGUGGUGGAACGGGUGGUCCGGGAGACCGGCCAGACGGAGGACACCUUCCUGCUGCUGGAGCGCAUCGUGGAGGAGAGCCAGAAGACGGAGGGGCUGCGAGGAGACUCGUCAUUAAGCCACAACCCUGAGUCCUCCUCGUCUCCGUUCUCCAGGGAGAAGGACAGAGGGCCCGAUAAAGUGCCAAAGCGAGGCCUGGACGUCAAGUCCAAGGAGAACAUUAAGCCGCUCAGCAGUAACAGUGUUAGCCUGAGGGAACAGUGUGGCAGCCUGCUGCAGACAGUGACACUAAAGAGGAGCAGCGCUCAGGGAGCUGCCUACGAUGUUAUUACCAUUGACGACGAGGAGGACAGUCCGGAGGCUCUGACUGGCACCAGGGCCAGGACAGCAGAUCAGCCAGACCCUCCGCCUGGGUCCCGGAUGGACUACCUGGCCCGGGGGGGGGCUCAGACCAUAGGGCCGGUGCGCGUGGAGAGCGUGACGUCGCUGAGGAGCACGUCCCAGCGCUCCGCUCAGCCGGGAGACACGCGGCCCGGCUGCUCCUACCAGACCCUGUCGGCCCGGGUUCCCCCACCCCGCGCCGAGCCCCCGCCACCACCGCUGACCACCACCACCCGCUUCCACGAGUCCCUGAAGACGCCCCACGUCCUGACGCUGCAGAACGAGCCGGGGCGCCCUGACCUGCGCCACGUGAUCAUCGACGGCAGCAAUGUGGCCAUGGCUCACGGUCUCCACCGCUUCUUCUCCUGCCGGGGGAUAGCCAUCGCUGUGGAGGCCUUCUGGAGGCGAGGCCAUCGGGAGAUCACUGUUUUUGUCCCGCAGUGGAGGCAGAAGAGAGACCGAUACACCACAGAACAACAUUACCUGAAUCAACUGGAAGACCUGCGUCUGCUCUCCUUCACGCCUUCUAGGGAGGUCUGUGGACAGAGGAUCUCCUCACACGAUGACCGGUUUCUACUCCACCUAGCAGAGAAGACCGGAGGUGUUAUUGUAACCAACGACAACCUGCGGGACUUUGUAAAUACUUCCGAGGCAUGGAUGAGGAUCAUCCAGGAGAGGCUCCUGCAGUUUACCUUUGUAGAGGACCACUUCAUGAUCCCAGAUGACCCCCUGGGAAGGCAUGGCCCCCACCUGGAGUUGUUUUUACGGAAGGACAGCAGACGGAGCCCAGUCACACCUCUGAGGCCAGAUCCCCGAGCCAGCCCUCAGCCGGUGUAUGUCCAAGCUCUGCAGUCUGCCCCCCAGAUAAGGCCACCUUCCCACUGGCCACAUUCUGGAUCCCCUGGAUGGCACCCCCCUUGCCCAACAAUCUCACCCCCGCUGCCGAGAUCACGCCCCUCCCCUCCGCUUCAGCGGUCGCAUCCCCCUCGCCCAACACCUUCCUCCCCUCCCCAGCGGUCACCAUCGGAAACCGUGGAGCUCAAGAAAAGGUUGUACGACAUCUUCCCUGAUCAGAAGCAGCGUAUUGACCGCAUCCUGAGUGACAACCCUUACAUGAGGGACCUGAAUGCGCUGUCAGGCCUUCUACUAGGAUGACAUGAAGCACACACAGUACUCAGCCACUCUCACAGAUACACCUACAGGUUUGUCCGUCUGUCGAGGGAGGAUGUCCUGAGUAAGCCUAUGUACAGAGAAUGGAGCUAUUUUGAGUUUUGUAUUAAAGUUUGUGAGCCGCUGCACUGCUGUUGGGGGUGGUCAUUUGUUUGGAAGGCAUCGCUCUCCUUUUUCUACACAUCUUGUUUAAGUUCAACAAAGUCCAUGGAACGUAUCCACUAGCACAAAUGCACUUCUAUUUCUAAAUAGUUUGCUUUUGAGUGAAUCCAUGGAAUGUGGGAAGAACUUGUCCAGCUGGCAUAUAUUUAAUGUGCACAUAUUUGUCCUAAAUACUUAUUUCCUGUAAUUUAUCUGCACAAGUCUUUAAAGUGUCAAACCAAAUUGUGUUGAAAUUGCUGUUGCUGUAAUAACUGCUGAAGGAUUUUUUUUUAUUGAUGUUGUAAAAUAAUUAGUUUCCUUUUGAUUUUGUAAAUACAAACAUUUUGAGAUGUGCCAGAUGUGGUUUUAUGUAAACAACUUCAAAAAUAUAUAUAUAUACAGCAUCCUAUUAAGUUUUUCUUUUUCUUUUAAACAAGCUACUUGAAUCGGACUAUUUCCUCCCAGUGAUUCAGUAGUUUUGCAGGAGAGAAGGCUAGGCCUACCUGUAGCUAUACAGGCAAAAAGCCAUAGUUCUCUGGCCUAGCUGACUAAUGUGCUGAAGACAUUAUAUCAACAAUAUCUGAUGGAAUUAUAUUUCUUGUAAUACCACAAAUAUUAUUUUAAGGAGUUUGGCUCCAGUCCCUCCUAUAUUCUGAUAAUGAAUGUGCACUACACUGAAUCUAAAAAACACAUUCUAUCUACCAAGGCUUCCCAGGUUGACUCAGAGAUGAGAAUACUUACCCAUGUUACUCAAUGAUUUGGCACACCCUGCCUGGCAACGCUCUUGUGCAAGUUACUACCUUAAUUGCCACACACACUGCAAACUCUGAAUUCAAGAUUAGGCAAUAGAAAAAUAAGUCAAUCACCAGCAAUGGCCACCAGAGGUCACUGUGCACCAAGUUUUAAGGGUGUGAUUGUAGUUGGAUUUCUUAUAUCCAACAAAUCUUUAUCAGAGUUUGGAAAUCUAUUUACUUAAAUUGUAUAUAACAAGUAGCUUCUGUGGUUUAUUACAGUGAUACAGUUGUUUAUUACAGUGAUACUGUUGUUUAUUACAGUAAUAUUCAACACCGGAGACGUUUGUCAGUGUAUUUAACCAGUGAGGUAAAGUUUUGGUCUGUCUCCAAGUACUUUUUUUGUUGUUUCUUCGAAAUGCAAAGGAUGUCAGUCACUGACAUUUGGUUUACAUGUACAUUUUCCUUUUUAGAUUUCAACAAGAAGGGAAAUUCUGUGGUAUCACCAUUGAGGGUGCAGGCAUACUGUGGGUAUCUCACAGUUACUUGAAAGACAGGGUGUACUGUAUAUUGAUUUCCACAGGCUGGUAAAGAUAAUAAAGGCCAUGUGUUUGUCAUAAAC
This is a messenger RNA of Esox lucius (northern pike), 4332 nucleotides long. RefSeq names its product nedd4 binding protein 1 (gene n4bp1). NCBI's taxonomy places the organism in Eukaryota, Metazoa, Chordata, Actinopteri, Esociformes, Esocidae. The coding region runs from base 190 to 2823 and encodes 877 amino acids. Gene Ontology annotation, biological process: negative regulation of proteasomal ubiquitin-dependent protein catabolic process; negative regulation of protein ubiquitination. The transcript is spliced from 7 exons. The record is from RefSeq and is a predicted model, not a curated record. Gene Ontology annotation, cellular component: PML body; nucleus.